This is a messenger RNA of [Torrubiella] hemipterigena, 1617 nucleotides long. Lineage: Eukaryota; Fungi; Ascomycota; Sordariomycetes; Hypocreales; Clavicipitaceae. The record is from the annotation of a GenBank genome assembly.
UUUUCCAAUUGAUAUGGUAAUGGGGCUGGAAGAGUAGCGGUUUGUCAAUGCGCAAAUAACAGGACGGCAGUGUUGGUGGCAUCUGCCGUGUAUUCUUAAGCGACCCAGUGCGCUCAGCUAAACGCUGCUAUUAGUUAAUGAGACGAGUUACUUUCCUUCACUUACAGGUGCAAUACACAAAUUAUAUAAAAUCCCAACUGACAAAAUCUGUAUUCCAAUCUUCCACCGGAGCUCACCGACAGCCGUCAACCUCGUCCCCCCCCAAUGAGGCAAAGAUAGUCCUCCCAGCCUCGUUCGCUGCAGCUCUGAUCCCCGCAAGUAAGACGCCAAAAAAGUUUCUGCUUGCUUGUUUGCUUGUCGCAGCGCACAGAAGUUCUGUUAGCAGAACCAGACUAAGACCGAAUUGGGAAACUGGUCGUGUGUCCAACCUCGACAGUAACCAACAAGCAGCGGGGGUUCUGUCUUGGCGCUGAUGCGCGGGGAAAGAUAAAAAAAAAAAAACUACUUAAGGCCGGUCGGCCGUUCUUUGUUGCUAUGUGUUGGCCAAUUCAUCUUUUCCCUUGGGGUGUAGAGCUUGUAAUUGACCAUGCGCUUCUCCUCUGUCGCCCUUGCGCUGGCUUCGUCCGCCUCUGCGCUGAACAUUCUACUUAACAAUGACGAUGGCUUUGGUUCCAGCAACCUUCGCGAGCUGUACCGCCUGUUGAAGGAAGACGGCCACGAUGCUUGGAUUGUCGCUCCCGUGUUCCAACAGAGUGGCAUGGGCGGCAAGUCUGACUUUACAACAGAGGCAAACUUGACAGCACCCAGCCAGUACGACCUGAUCCCUGCUGGCGCACCUUCUGUUGGCUCGGAUCCCAACGACAGCCAUAUCUGGUACUACAACGGAACACCUGCAGCGUGUACCUUUGUUGCGCUCGACUAUGUGCUGCCCACGCACGCCGACUUCAAGGUGCCCGACCUUGUGCUUACUGGUCCAAACUACGGCACCAACUUGGGCCCCUUUGUCUGGACGCUCUCGGGCACAGCUGGCGCUGCGUAUUCCGCCACCGAGCGAGGCAUCCCAGCCAUUGCCCUUGCCGGCAGCAACGAGAAGGGAUCGUACAAGGACGUCAAUAAUGCCACACACCCAGCUACGCUUGUUGCAAAGGCAUCCCUGAAAGUCAUCAAGCAGGUCAUCAGCAGUGCCCCCAAGGGCGGUCCUCUUCUGCCGCUGGGCUACGGCCUGACUGUCAACAUCCCGCCUCUGACACCCGAGAACGCCAGCCCCAAGAUUGUCCAGACGCGCAUGACGGGCAAUGCCCAUGUCAACACGGCUGUGCGCAACAAGACUGACGGUACCUUUACCUGGGCCAACAUCAAGCCCUACUCGGCGGGCGUGAAUGCCUGUAACAGCGGCGACUGCUCGCUUCCCGGCGAGACGUAUGUCGUGGAGAAUGGCGGUAUUUCUGUGUCGGUGUAUAUCACAGAUUACACGGCGCCGGAGGGUGAAUACUCGGAUUCCAUCAUGAAGAGGCUGCAGCCGUUGACGGAGUAAAUGGUGAAAGGUGGAGGAAACGCAGUGGAGAGAGAGAGAGUAGCCAAAUUUAUUUCCAACGUAAUGCACUGGAGUGCCCUGAC